AUGGUACCUCCGCAGAUUGGACCUGAGCCUGCAAUAGUCAAGAUCGGAGGCUUGAAUUUCGCGGCUCGGGAUACCUUGACUCAUCUGGUCACCAGUCUCAGUGUCGGUCGCCGUGACAGAGCAACGGCGAUUGUGCAGAGGCUGUCCGAGAAAUGUGCACGCGAUGCGCCGGAGCUUCUGCUCGCUCACACAGUGUACUUGGAAGAUUCUCUACGGCUGGUCAUGGCACACGGAAGGGACUCGCCUCAGUCGCAUGUGAUAUUGAAAGAGAUGCAUAGAUGGUUUGAAGUGGAGAUGAGGGAGAAGGGCAUUCCGCUGGAAGCGAGCAUGAUCGUCACAAUGUUGCGAGCAGUCAUAAGGACUCUGAGCGGAUCGCGAAGGGAUCGUUCAAUACGUCGGUACGCCGAUCUCGCGAGUCAACUCGGUCCGGAAAUGCUGGAGAAUGUGCUGGAGUCUGAGGAAUAUGACGACAAUGAGUUCGCCAUUUUGGGUCGUGCUACGGUGGAAUACUACGAGGACUUCGAGGAGGAGGCAAUGCCUUCGCGGGAGGAAGCGGAGCAGGCCAUCGAAGACGGUGUGGCCACUCAGCAUCAUGAAUACGUCGAUCUGGUAAACACACCAGAAGUGCUUGCCACCCAACAGAAAGGAGAAGGUCUGAAGGGGAUCAAGCGAACGAUGGACGUUUUCAAGGACUUUCCACCACUACCGCCGACCGCAACAACAGAGGAGAAAGAGAACAGGGCAGCACAACGACAAAUUGCAUUGGAGCGAACAUCUGUCGAGGUCGCAGUUGAGCGAUGGAAGAAAGCCGACGAGGAAUUGAGGAAGAAGGGUAUCAGCACGGCAAUGCAAACAAAGGACAUGUCAUCGAUGAUGUGGCAGUGGCAUCAGCAAUUGCUCCCAGCGCUCAAGCAGGAACUGGAGGAGGUCCAGAAGGAGAUGGCUGAUCCGGGCCGCGAGCACGAUAGACAUCUUUACGGACCAUUUCUGGAGCUUCUGCCGCUCGAACAUAUCGCGGCGACGACAAUCAUGGUAGCGAUGUCCAGCAUUGCGCAUGGCAAAAAGGAUACCAGCGGCCAGUAUGAGACUGAUGUCAAGCUGAGCCACCUCGUCAGUGCUUUGGGCAACACAAUCGAGUCUGACUGCAAGGCAGAGAAGGCUGGCAGUCAGUCGCGGAGAGGCGCGAAGAAGGCUCGGAGCGCAGGUCGCUUGAAGAAAUCCGCUGCGAACCCUGCCUUGGAAGCUCCAGACGCCGACAAGACGUCAGCAUCAAAAGGCAAGCCGAAAAAGCCAUCGAAUAAAGAACUGCUGGCUGAGCUGGAAUGGUCAAAUCCAGUGAAGUUCAAGCUUGGGGCCAUGUUGAUCUCCAAGCUGGUCGAAACUGCAAAGCUGGCAUGUCGGAGAGAGCAUCCGCGUACAAAGGAGAUGAUCGAACAGAUGCAGCCAGCUUUGCUCCAUCAGAUGAAGUGGAUUCGGGGCAAGAGACAAGGCACGAUUGCGCCGAACGUCGAGCUUGUCAAGAAGCUUUCAUCUGAGCCGAUACCUGCUCUGAUUGCGAAGCGCAUGCCCAUGGUGGUACGACCGAAGCCGUGGAAAGGAUGGGAGGACGGCGGAUAUCUCCGUUUCCCUUCACCUAUCCUUCGUCUGCCUGUGGGAGACAAGCAAGGGAAGAGCUACUUCCUCGCCGCCGCAGAGCGAAACGAGGGCAAGGAUCUCGAGACGGUCUAUCGAGGUCUGACGGCAUUGAGCAGCGUGCCUUGGAGAGUGCAUCCAGGAGUCUUCAAAGUGCAGUUGGAUGCGUGGAAUUCUGGCGAGGAAAUUGCAAACUUUGCGCCUCUUCGUCCCGCUACCGAUCUUCCCCCAGAGCCAGAGUCGACUGACUUCGCCGAACGAAGAAAGUGGCUCGCACAGUGCCACGAGAUCAGGAACAAGGCGACGGGCCUACACUCGAAGCGGUGCUUCCAGAACUUCCAGCUGGAGAUUGCGCGGACCAUCGUCAACGAGACGAUAUACUUCCCGCACAACCUGGACUUCCGUGGGCGAGCUUAUCCGAUUCCGCCGUACUUGAACCACAUGGGUGCCGACAACGUGAGAGGUCUGCUAGUGUUCGCUGACGGCAAGGAAUUGGGCGAGAAGGGCUUGCGAUGGCUCAAGACACAUCUGGCCACCGUUGCUGGUCACGACAAGGCGAGCAUGCAAGAGCGUCUGGACUUUACCGAAGCUCAUUUGGACGACAUCUACGACUCCGUGCGCAACCCGCUUACCGGCCGAAGAUGGUGGCUCGAAGCGGACGAUGCGUGGCAAACGCUGGCCGCAUGUUUCGAGCUGACCGCAGCGUUGGACUCGCCAGAUCCCACCAAGUUCGUCUCGCAUCUGCCAGUUCAACAGGAUGGUACUUGCAACGGUCUGCAGCACUACGCUGCACUUGGCGGUGAUCGAGCUGGUGCAGCGCAGGUGAACCUCGAACCGAGCGAUCGUCCUGCUGAUGUUUAUACCGCCGUUGCUGAUGCAGUCAAAGCCGAAGUCGACAAAGACGCUGCAGAGGGCAACCUCGUCGCGCAAGUCUUGCAAGGCCGCCUGACACGCAAAUGUGUCAAACAGCCGGUCAUGACCAACGUGUAUGGCGUGACCUUCUACGGCGCAAAGGAGCAAGUCAGGAAACAGCUCGAGGUCCUCUUCCCGGAGGUCGGACCGUACGGCCCAGUCAACAUGGGUAAUAUGUCGCACUAUGUUGCCACCAAGAUCUUCAAGUCGUUGGGAGACAUGUUCAAGGGCGCACAGUCGAUCCAAGCAUGGCUCGGACAGUGCGCCGACCGCAUCUCGACAAGUCUCACACCCGCUCAAGUCGAGGAGCUCAAGGAAGAAACCUCAACAGCAGCACCAACACCAGCCCCCUCCAACCCCGUCCUCGACACCCUCGCCUCGGACGUCAACAAGACCAAACCGCUCUUCAAGCAAACCGUCGUCUGGACCACCCCGCUCAAACUCCCCGUCGUCCAGCCCUACCGCGCCAGCAAACCCCGCACGGUAUCCACCACCAUGCAAACCAUCGCCAUCCAAGAACAACACGUCUGGGACCCCGUCAGCAAACGCAAACAACUCCAGGCAUUUCCUCCAAAUUUCAUCCACUCCCUCGACGCGACCCACAUGCUCCUCUCCGCGCUCAAGUGUACCGAAGAAGGCAUGACCUUCGCAAGCAUCCACGACUCCUUCUGGACGCACGCCUGCGACGUAGACGACAUGUCCCGCGUCCUCCGCGACGCCUUUGUCACCAUGCAUCGCGAAGACAUCGUCGGCCGCUUGCGGGAAGAAUUCCAAGCGAGGUACAAGGGGUUCAUGUACAUGGCCAGCGUGGUGGCGCAGAGUCCCGUGGGGCGCAAAAUCGCCGCAUGUCGCGCGAAGCUAAGGAAGGACGAAACGUUGAAGAUGAGUGAGCUUGCGUUGGAGGCGGAGAGGAUGAGGUUGAAGGGGAGUGAGGAUGCGGAGGAGAGGAGGAGGGGGGAGGAGAUGGUUACGCCGGGGAGCAUUUUUGAGAGUGAGGGGGAUGGGGAGGCGUUUCUGAUGCCGUCGGAGAUGGCGGGGCAGAGGUUGGGGGAGUUGCCUGGUGGGGGGAAGAAGUCGAAGACUGCUGAGACGAAUGUCGACGCGGACGUCCUUGCUGCGGACUUGGAGAGUCAUGACCUCCCUGACGAGCUACCAGACGGUGGAGACGCACUCGAAGCAUCUGCAGACGAGGCGUCGACUGAACCCGCGACGGAGAAGAAGAAGAAUAAGACCCCAACGAAGAGGCCCACGCCCAGGAAAAUCCACGUCUGGCUACCGUUGACGUUCCCCGAAGUCCCCGAGAAGGGCGACUUUGAUGUGAGGAGGUUGAUGGAGAGUCGAUACUUUUUCCACUGA
Messenger RNA from Zymoseptoria tritici IPO323, 3900 nucleotides. RefSeq lists its product as uncharacterized. Bases 1 to 3900 code for a protein of 1299 amino acids. Gene Ontology annotation, molecular function: DNA-directed RNA polymerase activity; mitochondrial promoter sequence-specific DNA binding. The transcript is spliced from 3 exons. NCBI's taxonomy places the organism in Eukaryota, Fungi, Ascomycota, Dothideomycetes, Mycosphaerellales, Mycosphaerellaceae. Gene Ontology annotation, biological process: mitochondrial transcription. The record is from RefSeq and is a predicted model, not a curated record. Gene Ontology annotation, cellular component: mitochondrial DNA-directed RNA polymerase complex.